AUGGAGGUGACUGGUUUUACUCACAUUGUGCUAGAUAUCCAACCAGUGAAGCAAAAUGAGCAAAAGAAAGAAAAAGGUAUAAGAACUGGAAAGCCAGUUAGCACGGCUACCAACCUGGCUCCUGCAGACCCUAACGGCAAAGCAGACCCCUAUGUGGUGGUGAGCGCUGGCCGGGAACGGCAGGACACCAAGGAACGCUAUAUCCCCAAGCAGCUCAACCCCGUCUUUGGAGAGGUCCUGGAGCUAAGUAUCUCCCUCCCGGCUGAGCCAGAGCUGACCGUGGCCAUAUUCGAUCAUGACCUUGUGGGUUCUGAUGACCUCAUCGGGGAGACCCACAUUGAUCUGGAAAACCGAUUCUACAGUCACCACAGAGCGAACUGUGGGCUGGCCUCGCAGUAUGACGUGUGA
Molecule: messenger RNA, 408 nt
Organism: Galeopterus variegatus (Sunda flying lemur)
Lineage: Eukaryota; Metazoa; Chordata; Mammalia; Dermoptera; Cynocephalidae
Product: fer-1-like protein 4
Exons: 3
Coding region: 1-408 (135 amino acids)
Biological process (GO): plasma membrane organization
Source: RefSeq, a predicted model, not a curated record